AUAAAAUAAAGUGUGAGCUGAAGAAAUAAAAUCUGAAGCAUUAAAUCCCGCGUCAGCGUUUGUUUAAAUUCAUGGACAAAGACAAAAGCGCCGACAUUCAGGCUCAGAGCUCCUGGAUGGAGAUGCAUCAGUUCAUCGGCGAGCUCCUCACAUCUGGAAGCCAACCUAAAUAUCAGCCAGAUGUGCGAAACCCAGCGUGGGGAGCGGCUUCCGGUCUGGGGACCAGAGUAGCUCCACUUGAACCCCUGCAGCCACCCCGGGAGGCUGUGUCAGACAGACGAGUUCAGCCUGAAACACCCCAGAGGAGAGGGCCGACCAGAGACGGAGCUGAAGGUUUAAAUGUGCAUCAUGCGUGCACCUGUCCUGGCUGUCCAUUCUCCAGUUCUCCUCCUUCCUUUGAAACUUUAACUCCCCGACAGUCCGUGUCCUCUUCACCAUAUUUACAAGCUUCAUGCCAGCCUGAAGAUCUCAGCCUCAGCAUUUGUCCGCCUGACACCACCGUACCCAGCAGCAGCUCCACGUCUGAGUCCGUCCCAUCCGUCCGGCCUCGGGGAGACAACGCAGACAGGGGGGCUCAGAACCGAAGCCAAAACUCUGACGCUCCUCCUGUAAGAUCAUCUUUGUCCCAUUUCUCCAUGUUUCCCUGUUUGUGCUGCCACCGGAGCAUACAAACCUGCCCUCAGCUCCUGAGCCACCAACAAGGCAGGGACCCACCUUUUUCUCACACCCAUCAUCAUUUUCAUCACCACCACUGUCCCUUAACGUCCUGUGUGCCCUGUCCUCAACUAACACGCUCUGCACAACUUUCUGGAGCCUACCCCUGCUUGUCCUGCCAGUGCUCCUUUCCUGCGUGCCGUCCGGUCUGCCAGCACCAGCACACACGCACGCAGCAACAAGAAGAGAGGAGCAGGACUUUGUUGUCGCUGCAUCCAUGCAUGCACUGCACAGCCUCGUUUUCCAGGCCGUCGCAGCUGCUGCAGCACCAGCGCUCCGAGCACGCCCACAAACCGCCCGGCUUCCUCUGCACCGAGUGCGGCAGGGCCUUCAACUCGCAAAGCAACCUGCGCAUACACCUCAACGUUCACACCGGCGCCCGGCCCUACUCCUGCACAGACUGCGGGAAGAGUUUCAGCCAGUCAGGAGCUCUGAAGAUCCACAGGCGGAUUCACACAGGCGAAAGGCCGUACUCGUGCGGCUUCUGCGGCAGGGGGUUCCCCCACCUAGCUGGGGUCCGAGCCCACCAGAGGAUCCACACUGGGGAGAAGCCCUACAGUUGUGGACAGUGUGGGAAGUGCUUCACCCAGUCAGGAGCUCUGAAGGUUCACACCCGCAUCCACACAGGGGAGAGGCCCUUCAUCUGCAGCAUCUGCGAGAAGGGCUUCUCUAACCGCUCUGGGAUCCGCUUCCACUAUCGCACAGUCCAUGGCCUGACUCCAGAACAUGACGGGGAGGGAGAAGCUGGGGGUGCACAUCCAGGACCAUCAGGGUUCUCUCCAGGGCGUCCAAGAACUGUAAAUGUUAGGCUCAACCCACAGAACAGCUCAGAAACCGACUCGCACACAGCUCUAAAUACUUCAAGUUCUGCUGAUCGCAGCUCCUCCUCGCUUCAUGGAAAUGAGAGGAAAUCUCAGGAUGGAGCUGCAGACGGUCACAGAGAAGAGCUUCUUUAUGCAUGCGAGGACUGCGGUCUGCGCUUUAAAGAUGCUCCAUCCAGGAACAGACACCAGACUCUGGUGCACUACUCACAUGAAGGAAGAAAUGAUGAGGAGGAGGGGCAGAGGAAGGAGUUCAGCACAAGCAGGGAGGUUCACAAUCAAAGCCUGUGA
Nematolebias whitei (Rio pearlfish) is the source of this 1826-nucleotide messenger RNA. RefSeq lists its product as uncharacterized. The transcript has 3 exons. Gene Ontology annotation, molecular function: RNA polymerase II cis-regulatory region sequence-specific DNA binding; DNA-binding transcription factor activity, RNA polymerase II-specific. NCBI's taxonomy places the organism in Eukaryota, Metazoa, Chordata, Actinopteri, Cyprinodontiformes, Rivulidae. Bases 72 to 1826 code for a protein of 584 amino acids. Gene Ontology annotation, biological process: regulation of DNA-templated transcription. The record is from RefSeq and is a predicted model, not a curated record.